This is a messenger RNA of Stylonychia lemnae, 1176 nucleotides long. The record is from the annotation of a GenBank genome assembly. Lineage: Eukaryota; Ciliophora; Spirotrichea; Sporadotrichida; Oxytrichidae.
AUGGGCAACUGCAAUUUCCAACCUGAAUUCGAAAAUGAGCAUCUUACUGAACUGAAUGUGGCCGUGACUAAAAAUAACUUUCAAUAUCACUAUGCUAUUGGCAAGGGAGGAUUUGGUAAAGUCUGGAAAGUUGAGAGGAAAAAAGAUAAGUAAUUGUUUGCAAUGAAGGAGAUGUCUAAAGCAAGAGUUUUAACUAAAAGAAGUGUCAAUUCAGUCCUCAACGAAAGAAAAAUAUUAUCAUAGUUGAAACAUAAGUAAUUUCAUCCUUUAACUAAUGUUAUGAGUAGUUUCAUUGUAAAUAUGCAGUAUGCUUUUCAAGAUAGAGAGAACCUCUACCUCGUUAUGGAUUUAUUAAACGGAGGGGAUUUGCGUUAUCAUAUUGCGAGAUUCAGAAGAUUUUCAGAAGAGCAAACAAAGUUCUUUAUCGCUUGCAUUCUUGUUUCACUGGAGUAUGUUCACAACAAAAGCAUCUUACACAGAGACAUCAAACCUGAAAAUUUAGUCUUUGAUGAAAAAGGUUAUCUAAGAGUCACAGAUUUCGGAAUAGCGAGGAUUUGGAACCCAGAAAACUCGAAAGAAACAAGCGGAACUCCCGGAUAUAUGGCUCCAGAGGUGAUGUGUCGUUAAAAUCAUGGUGUUGCUGUCGACUACUUCGCAGUUGGUGUAAUAGCCUAUGAAUGCAUGAUGGGGAGACGUCCUUAUGUGGGUAAAUCAAGAAAAGAGAUCAGAGAUCAUAUCUUGGCAAAGCAAGUUUAAAUAAAAAGACAUGAAAUACCACCUGGUUGGAGCAUCGAAGGGGCUGACUUCAUAAAUAAAUUGAUUUAAAGAAAGCCCUAGAAUAGAUUAGGGCUUAACGGUCCGAAUGAAGUUAAAAAUCAUCCUUGGCUAAAGAGCUAUCCAUGGCAAGAUUUAUCAUAAAACUUUUUAAAAGCACCAUUCAUUCCAGCUAAUAAAGAUAACUUUGAUGCUGCUAAUUCUAAUAGUGAAUGGAAAGAUCAAGAUGAGGAGGGAAUGUAGAAGAGUAUGAUAUUGUUGAGAAGGGAUUCAGUUCAGGAACUAUUCAAUGAAUAUUACUAUGACGAGACAUUUGCUGCACUUUAAUCUAAAUACUUUGCAAAUAUAACCUCAACGUCAAGAAACACUGCAGCUGCAGCUACCACUGUAGUUGUUAAAUGA